Messenger RNA from Kockovaella imperatae, 1883 nucleotides. RefSeq lists its product as hypothetical. The record is from RefSeq and is a predicted model, not a curated record. NCBI's taxonomy places the organism in Eukaryota, Fungi, Basidiomycota, Tremellomycetes, Tremellales, Cuniculitremaceae. Gene Ontology annotation, cellular component: mitochondrial inner membrane. The transcript has 7 exons. Gene Ontology annotation, molecular function: magnesium ion transmembrane transporter activity. Gene Ontology annotation, biological process: mitochondrial magnesium ion transmembrane transport. The coding region runs from base 11 to 1816 and encodes 601 amino acids.
UAUCGAUCAGAUGGGAGAACGGACUGUUGAUCGGUUGUUGCCGAUCAUGCGCCGAGGUCGGGAAUUUUCGAUUCGAGAUUGUAGGAACGUCAAGUUGGUACAUACCUAUCCUGUUCUCUUUGAGCCAACUCGCAGCAUGUCUCGCCCAAGCAUCGCCGGCAGGCUAUUCCGAUGUGCUCCGUCGACACGAGCUGGACCAUCGACCGCUACAUUAUGCUCACCUCGCCGGAAGCCUUUUGCCGCUUUGCAUCGUCAUCUGAAUACCAAUCACAACCCUCUCGAAACAUCUUUCUACGCGCCUUCUUACCCUCCUCGUCCUGUACCAUCUAAUCUUGUACCGAGUGCGGACUCGGCGGAGGCGCAAAAUGCCUCGCAUGAUGAAGAAGGCUCACAGUGCGAUCAUCGGAUCAAGAAAACAUGGCGACAUCUGGAUAGUCUGAUGGACAAGGCUGGCGAACUAAGUCUGCGAUGUUCUAUACUCGAUUCUGAGGGAAAUUGGACGGCUGAAGAAGGAAGAUACAAAAAGACUGAACUUUGUAGGGAAUACGACCUCGAUCCACGGGAUCUCCGUAAACUCGACUCCCUCUCACCAAAUCUCGUACCCUUGAUUCUAUCACGGAAAAAGUGUAUCCUCAUAUCGAUGCUGCACAUUCGGGCACUGGUGAAACCCGAUAGAGUCAUCGUUUUCGAUACCGCUGGAACAGUUGAAAGCGAAGUUCAAAAACGGUUCAAAUGGCAUCUUGAGCGUAACAUCAAGGCGGGACUGAGAGCCCAAGAUGAAGGGGAGGAAGUAGGACUAGUGUACGAGCAUCGUGCCUUGGAGUCUAUCCUCCUAGCAACCGCAAACGCCCUCGAGGAGGAGAUGGUCUUCACUCGGCAGCUGGUUCAGCAACUCCUGGCCGAUCUCGAAGGCGAUAUCAAUCGGGACAACCUGAAGAGACUACUACACUACUCUCGACGUAUGGUCGGCUUUCAGAGCCGAGCCCGAUAUGUCAAACGGGCUGUGGACGAAGUCCUCGAGUCUGACGAGGACUUAUCGGCCAUGUACUUGACAUCUCGGGCUCGAGGUCAACCUCGUGCUCUGCAUGAUCAUGAACAGCUGGAACUGCUCUUCGAGAGUUUCGUUAAGCAGGUCGAAGAAAUCGUCAGUGAAGUGGAUACGACUGUCGCGAAUAUGCAAUCUACCCAAGAGAUCGCCGAGUUGAUGCUCGACUCUGGUCGGAACGCGCUGUUGGCACUAGACGUCAAGCUGUCCAUUGCGACUCUCGGCAUAGGAACCGGCGCUCUAGUGGCUGGUAUUUUCGGAAUGAACCUGCAUUCCCAAUUGGAGAAUCACCCCUCCGCCUUUUACAUCAUCUCGGGCGGGGCGGGCUUCGUUGCAUUCAUGAUCAUGAGCGUUGGUAUGCGAAAGCUGAGGAAGAUUCGACGCAUAGCGUUAUCAGACACGCCUCAGUCGGCUCUCGAUCGCUUGAUGAGCGCUCAAGCGUAUGAUCAGGCUCUGGCGUCACUGGCACAUGGCCCGCCUUCGCUUCCUACGCCUGCACCUAAAAUUAGCAUGACCAACCUCCCAUUAUGGACGCGACUGUUCAAGCGACGGAUUUGGGCAGCUAGAGAGGAGCUCAAAGGUCCAGAACCGGUAUGGAUCAACAAAAAGGCCGAUAUGGCUAGGGCUCGAGAUGCCUGGAGGGCGCAUGAAUUGGCAAUGAAGGAGGCGCAGAGGAUGGCGAGACGCAACAAGGAUCAUGACUGGCAGCAUGGAGGUGAUGAUCCUUGGAAGUGGCCCCACAAAGAUAAGAGGUUCGCAAAGCACUAUUGAGCACAUCUGUAGCGAUAGAUCUGUAAAUGUUGUCACAUGGAUGAUCAUGAAUGUAAUAAUAGUGGAG